AUGUCAGGGAUCCAGGAAGAUGUGGUCAACAACUUGAAGAUAGUAAUUGCGGAGACUUUGAAGACACUACCUAACUUUAACGAGGAUGUUAAUUAUGUGGCGGAAUACAUCGUCCUGUUGAUGUCUAACGGAGGAAACGUCGAGUCAGUUGUUCAAGAACUAACUUCCCUGUUUGAUACAGUUCCAGCGGAUGCCUUUCAAAAUGUGGCGCAAGGUGCUUACAAGGCUAUGGAGUUCUUGCAGAGCGGGGACUCUCUAGAAACCACAGUUGCCAAGCUGACCGGACAACACCAGCAACAGCAGCAGCAGCAGCAGCAGCAGCCACAAGAGCAAUAUCAUAGUCAACCGCAACAACAGCAGCACCAACAACCACAGGAACAGAUGCCACCUGUCCAGCAACCGCAGUCUACCUUUGGUACUGGAACUGCCAGUUCCAUAUAUUCACAAGCGCCCCCAACCUCGCAGCCAAGGUCUGCGUUUGAAGGUAUAGUUAAUGUCUCCAGUGGCCCUGCUCGCACUGGUGGUAUUUCAAAAGGAGGUCAGUCCCAACGUGGAGGUGGUGUCGGCAAGUCUGCUCGUGGUGGUCGCCCAGAUCGUCCUGAUCGCGGUGGACUCAGCAAGGGCUCAAGCAGCAAGAGAAAUACUGCGAAUCAGAAUGCGCUGGCUCUUGCAUUGGGAUUGGAUGACUCAAAUGUCAAUGUAGUAUCCAAGAAACAAGGCCGUUGCCAGGUGUUCCCACGCUGUCCACUGGGCAAAAACUGCCCACAUGCUCAUCCCACUCAGGCCUGCAGAGACUAUCCCAACUGUCCCAACCCUCCAGGAACUUGCAACUAUUUACAUCCAAAUGAGGAUGUUGACCUGAUGAAAGACAUAGAAAAGACCCGUGAUGAGUUUCGCGAGAAACGAGCCGCAAUCGCUUCGAAAGCCCAAGCCGCUCGUAGCGGCAUUGUUCUAUGUAAGUUUGGCCUGUUGUGCUCAAAUCAACAGUGUCCAUUCGGUCAUCCAACACCUGCCAAUGAAGAUGCCAAGGUCAUUGCUUUCGAGUGGUGCCCCGAAAAUUUGAACUGUCAAAAUCCAAUGUGCGACAAGGCUCACAGCUCGAUAUCCAAGAUCAAAGAAGUUACCCCGCUCGCUUCACGCAAGCCUCAGCGCCAACCCGUGGAAAAGUCGUUAGAGCAGUGCAAAUUCGGUGCAAACUGUACCAACAAACGGUGUAAAUACAGACACGCCCGCUCCCACAUCAUGUGUCGUGAGGGUUCCAAUUGCACUAGAAUCGAUUGUUUAUUUGGCCACCCAAUAAAUGAAGAUUGUAAGUUUGGAGCAGAGUGCCGGAACGCUCACUGUCUGUUCAAACACCCUGAGGGUAGACAACUGCCUCAGAAGCCAUCGCAAACUUCCAGUACGACCAACACGGGCAACACAUGGGCUAACCCUGAUUUAGCGUCCAAUCCCCCUGCAUCGACCCAUGAAAGAGCUUUCGCGGUACCCGACAACCAAGUGGUAGAGAAUGCAUCAGCACAAGAGAACGAUGCAAUCAUGGGAUAA
Molecule: messenger RNA, 1545 nt
Organism: Lachancea dasiensis
Lineage: Eukaryota; Fungi; Ascomycota; Saccharomycetes; Saccharomycetales; Saccharomycetaceae
Source: the annotation of a GenBank genome assembly